Molecule: messenger RNA, 639 nt
Organism: Scedosporium apiospermum
Lineage: Eukaryota; Fungi; Ascomycota; Sordariomycetes; Microascales; Microascaceae
Exons: 5
Coding region: 1-639 (212 amino acids)
Source: RefSeq, a predicted model, not a curated record
AUGAAGUCCUUGGCGUGCCUUCUUGCUGUUUCCGCUCUCGUGGUAAACAACGUCGCUGCGCACUACAUCUUCCAGCAGUUCUCCUCGGGCGGGACCAAAUACCCGGCGUGGGAGUGCAUUCGACGGAAUUCUAACCCGGACUGGCUCCAGAACGCACCGGUGACGGAUCUUGCCUCUCUGGAUCUGCGGUGCAAUGUUGGCGGCGAGGUUAGCAAUGGGACGGAGACAGUUACGAUGAAGGCCGGGGAUGAGUUUACGUUUACUCUUGAUACGGCGGUUUAUCAUCAGGGACCCAUCUCUCUGUACAUGUCAAAAGCGCCUGGAGCCGUGGCAGAGUACGACGGUAGCGGCCCAUGGUUCAAGAUCUUCGACUGGGGUCCGUCUGGCGGUAACUGGCCGAUGAGGAUCUCGUAUACUAGCAACAUCCCCAAGUGCAUUCCAAACGGCGAGUACCUUCUUCGAAUCCAGUCCCUCGGCAUCCAUAACCCCGGCUCCCCGCCGCAGUUCUACGUUAGCUGUGCGCAGGUCAACGUGGUAGACGGCGGUACUAAGGAGCCAUCCCCGACGGCAUUGAUUCCGGGCGCAUUCAAGGCAACCGAUCCCGGGUACACGGCGAACGUGAGUGACUCGGAUAGUUAA